AUGAUCAAGUCAAACAUCAUAUUUACCAUGUCGAUUCUCUCGCCGUUCCUUCUUCAGGGAGUCUUGAGCUGUCGACAGGCCAUCGCCACGUACUCUAAGCAUUAUGAGUGCAAUCUUAAGAAGUUCGAAUCCGCCAUUACCCAGGACUGUCAGAAGCUGGCAGCAAGCAUCGGAAAGGCAGGUCCAAAGUUCGCAGAGCCGCCCACCGUGGACAGCGUGGAAUGUCUCGAAUGUGACGCCGAUGGCGAAGCGAGAAAGUGCCGCUGCCUUCUCACGUCGUGGCGUUUCCGCGACUGGGAGGCGGAGCCAGCCAAAUUUCAGGAUUUUGAGUAUGAGUACUGGAGAGUCAUGGAAAAUGGAAAGUUGGAUGUGAGCUGUGAUUAG
Colletotrichum higginsianum IMI 349063 is the source of this 384-nucleotide messenger RNA. RefSeq lists its product as uncharacterized. The transcript has a single exon. NCBI's taxonomy places the organism in Eukaryota, Fungi, Ascomycota, Sordariomycetes, Glomerellales, Glomerellaceae. Bases 1 to 384 code for a protein of 127 amino acids. The record is from RefSeq and is a predicted model, not a curated record.